AUAUUUGACAGGAGUAUUGCACCUUUUCCGUUCUGAGUAACUAGUUUAUUGGGCGUGCCUUAUCAAAAAGAUAGAAAAGCUCUCCGUUGCCCGAAUACAAACAGUUCAAGUGAAGUAUUCGUUCAAUUUCUGAUACAAUGAAAACAAUUAUGGAAACAUCCAAUUCUCCGGCGUCUUCCUUCCUCUCCGACCAUACACACACAAUUAUGCCGUCAUUGCCGCAAUUGCUUUCAGCUCGGAUGCUCCAUUUUCCCAAGCUCUCUACAACUUCUUCUGAAUCCAAUUCCACUAAACAAUUAAAAAAAAUCAGCCCUGCUACUUCAGUUCGCCGUGCAGAUUCUGGCAGGAAAAAACAGAAGUUGAAUUUGGAAGUUUCUUCUCAUAGAGCUGUGUCUGCUGUGAGAUUAAUGCGUAUAGAGCUGGGUGGUGCGUUUGCUGAUCUUCUUAAUGAGCAAGGGAGGGGUUCAGGGGAUAAUGAAAUGGGAUAUGUCGAAAGAACUCUUGGCUUUCGUACUCGUCGCUUAGAUGACAGAGAUCUAAGACUGGUCACAGAGGUCGUUGGAGGUACCAUUCGCUGGAGAAGAUAUCUUGAUCACUUGAUUCUUUCUCUAUGCCACGAUGAGCGCAUGUUCAGAAGAAUGGAACCUCUUCUACUACAGAUUCUUCGAAUUGGUUUCUAUGAGAUCACCAAAUUAGACGUGCCACCUUAUGCGGUUGUAGACGAGUGUGUAAGGCUCUCAAAGGUUGCUCUUAGACCAGGAGCCGGUAACUUGGUUAAUGGGAUUCUCAGGAAACUAGCAGUCCUUAAGGAGAGUGAUUCCCUUCCGGCAGUGAAAGUGGACGGUGAUGAUCGUCAACAAGCACGUGGUCUUGCCAUUCUUUACUCUCAUCCAGUUUGGAUGGUAAGAAGAUGGACAAAGUAUUUUGGACAGGAAGAUGCUAUUAAGCUUAUGACAUGGAAUAACAGCUAUCCCAGUUUCAGUCUAAGGGCAAAUAUCGGGAAAGGUUUGACUGGGGCUGAUCUCGUCUCAAGGCUUAAAAUGUUGAAGGUCCCACAUGAGCCUUCUCUAUACUUGGAUGAUUUUGUUCGUAUAAAAACUGGAAUGCAGAGUGUUAUACAGGCUGGGUUACUAAAAGAAGGCUUCUGUGCAGUCCAGGAUGAAAGUGCCGGAUUAAUAGUCUCAAUUGUUGAUCCACAACCUGGUGAGAACAUUAUUGAUUGUUGUGCUGCUCCAGGAGGGAAAACAUUGUUCAUGGCAUCCCGUUUGAACGGCCAAGGUACCUUAUUUGCCGUUGACAUAAAUGAAGGUCGAUUGCGGAUACUCAGAGAGACAGCCAAGUUGCACCAAGUUAUUGAUGUUAUCAGUACUAUCCAUGCUGAUCUUCGAACGUUUUCUACAUAUAAUGUCGUGGAAUGGGAUAAAGUUUUGCUUGAUGCACCUUGUUCAGGGCUUGGUGUUCUUUCAAAGCGAACAGAUUUGCGUUGGAAUAGGAAACUGGAAGACAUGGAGCAACUUAAACAUUUACAGGAUGAGCUUCUCGAUUCAGCUUCCAGGUUGGUGAAACCAGGAGGAGUGCUAAUAUACAGCACAUGUUCCAUUGACCCUGAAGAGAAUGAGGAAAGAAUUGAAGCUUUUCUUCUUAGGCAUCCAGAAUUUGACAUUGAUCCUGUGAAUAAAUAUGUACCGGAUAAUUUUGUUACUAAACGAGGUUUCUAUAUGUCUAAUCCUGUGAAGCAUGACCUUGAUGGAGCCUUUGCAGCUCGUCUGGUUAGGUCUGAAUAAAUCGAGAAUGAGGCGCAUGUUUCAGUUUUCACAAAUUUUUAGUAUGUCGUCAAAAAGCACCUUUAGGACAGAGGGUUUUUUUCCACAGACAACCAAGUUGUUGCUUUUUAUGCCUUCUCUUUCAACAUGAGAGUCCAGACCAUCUCUUGUAACGUAUUUCUCAGGUAGAGUGGAUCAUCAGUUUAAUAUUCAUGAAUUCCUGCUUGACUUAGUUCUUCUGUAAAGCAAGCUUGGGUCAAAAAAAGCAUUGUUGAAUUGUAUGGCCAACUCAUAAAACUCAAGGUGUUACAGAGAGACUUGAACCCAGGACCUCUACUUCCUCCAGUACCAUGUUGAAUUGUGCAACUAACUCAUCUAAAAGUUUAAGCUAUUAUUGAGCCACACAUUUAUUUACUUAA
Messenger RNA from Capsicum annuum, 2182 nucleotides. RefSeq names its product probable ribosomal RNA small subunit methyltransferase B. Lineage: Eukaryota; Viridiplantae; Streptophyta; Magnoliopsida; Solanales; Solanaceae. Gene Ontology annotation, molecular function: RNA binding; rRNA methyltransferase activity. Gene Ontology annotation, biological process: RNA methylation; rRNA processing; regulation of DNA-templated transcription. The record is from RefSeq and is a predicted model, not a curated record.